Messenger RNA from Dermatophagoides pteronyssinus (European house dust mite), 2358 nucleotides. It is a transcript of the gene Ttc30, whose product is annotated as tetratricopeptide repeat domain 30. Gene Ontology annotation, molecular function: protein binding; intraciliary transport particle B binding. Gene Ontology annotation, cellular component: intraciliary transport particle B; axonemal microtubule. The record is from RefSeq and is a predicted model, not a curated record. NCBI's taxonomy places the organism in Eukaryota, Metazoa, Arthropoda, Arachnida, Sarcoptiformes, Pyroglyphidae. Gene Ontology annotation, biological process: intraciliary transport.
UUAUUUUUUUCAUUCAUUUAUGAUCCAUCAUCAUGAUAAGACAUCGACUUAGUUUGGCUCAAAUGAAAUCGGGAGAAAAAACAAAAACCAUCUAUUCUUGGAUCAAAGAAGGAAACUACAAAGAAGCCAUUGCUGCAUUGAAUGAUGAACUUUGUUUAAAUCGAAAUUCUCGUGCAGCAUUAUCAUUACUUGCUUAUUGUUAUUAUACAAUACAAGAUUUUGAUCAAUCACAACAAUGUUAUGAACAAUUGAUUGAAAUCUAUCCCAAUGAACGACAUUAUUAUCUUAACUAUGCAAAAUGUUUAUAUCAAUCGGGUGCACACGAAAAAGCAUUGAAAAUAAUUGUAAAAUAUUCGGAAAAAUUUCAUAUUGACAAUGAUGAUAGAAAAAAAUCCUUCGACAAUGAAUAUGAUCAAUUUGCACAAAAUGAAUUGAUUAAAAUUCAAGCAGCAAUUAAAUAUACGAAUGAUGAUGAUAAUAUUAAUGCAAAAUUAUUAAUCGAUCAAAUACCUGAUGGUAAUGUUGACAAAGAAACAAAUCUUGGCUGUAUGCUGUUCAAAGAAAAACGUUAUGAUGAAGCAAUUGAAAAGUUUCGUAAUGCAUUACAGAUGGAAAAUCUAAAUCUAUCUAAUUCUCGUAGCAAUUUUCAUCGCAUUGGCAGUGGACAAAUGAAUACUAUGGAAAGAAAACCCGAAACGAAUAAAAAUGAUAACGCCAUCAGUGGCGGCAGUAGUAAUACAACCAUUUCUUCAAUGUUGAAUCAGAAACCUGAUUUACUCUAUAAUUUAGCAGUUUGUUAUUAUCAUCUUCGUCAAUAUUCAGAUGCAAUGAAAUAUAUUGGCGAAAUAAUUGAACAAGGAAUUCGUGAACAUCCCGAAUUGUCAGUCGGUAUGAAUACUGAAGGUUUAGAAGUUCGUAGUGUUGGUAAUACUGAAGUAUUGCAUGAAUCUGUAUUGGUUGAAUCAUUCAAUCUAAAAGCAGCUAUAGAAUAUCAAUUAAAAAAUUUCGAAGCAGCUAAAGAAGCAUUGACUGAUAUGCCACCAAGAUCCGAAGAAGAAUUGGAUGCGGUUACAUUACAUAAUAUGGCAUUAAUCUCAAUGGAUCAAAAUCCAGCUGAUGGUUUCGAAAAAUUACAAUUUCUUAUCGGACAGGAAACAUUUCAGCCGGAAACAUUUGCCAAUUUAUUAUUAUUAUAUUGCCGUUAUGAAUAUUUUGAAUUAGCAGCCGAUUUAAUGGCCGAAAAUGCUUCAUUCACAUAUCGUUAUCUAUCACCUUAUUUAUAUGAAUUCCUAGAUGCAUUGAUUACACAGCAAACUUCGCCUGAAGAUGCUUACCAAAAAUUCGAUGAAAUAGCAACACGACAUACAGAUUCAUUACGUAAACUAAGCAAGCAGAUACAAGAGGCAAAAAAUCAGAUUGCUAAAAAUGAUGAUGCAAAUAUUGUGACAAAACAAAAUGAGAUUUUAAAAAAAUUAAAACAUUCAUUUGAUGAAGUGGUAGAACUUUAUGUUCCGGUAUUAAUGGCACAGGCAAAAAUCUACUGGGAUAUUGAAUGUUAUGCACAGGUGGAAAAAGUUUUUCGAAAAUCGGCCGAAUUCUGUAAUGAAUUAGAUCUUUGGAAAUUAAAUGUUGCACAUGUACUAUUUAUGCAGGAAAAUAAAUUUAAAGAAGCUACCGGUUUCUAUGAACAACUUGUCAAAAGAAAUUAUGAUAAUAUUCUUGAUGUAAGCGCAAUUGUUUUAGCAAAUCUUUGUGUAUCAUAUAUAAUGACUGGACAGAAUGAAGAUGCUGAAGAAUUGAUGAGAAAAAUUGAAAAAGAAGAAGAACAAUUAAUUUAUAGUGAUCCUGAUCGAAAAAUAUUUCAUCUUUGUAUUGUUAAUCUUGUUAUUGGUACAUUAUAUUGUUCAAAAGGUAAUUAUGAAUUUGGUAUUUCACGCGUGAUCAAAAGUUUAGAUCCAUAUCCAAAAAAAUUGGGUACCGAUACAUGGUUCUAUGCAAAACGUUGUUUUUUGGCAAUGUUAGAAAAUCUAUCAAAACAAGUUAUUAUUAUUAAAGAUUCUGUACUACAAGAAUGUCUUACAUUUUUAUCAAUGUGUGAACAAUAUGGUCAAAAUGUCAAAGCCAUUGUUGAAGCACCAUUAGAAUUGGAAACAUUACAUCCGGGAAAAAAUACUGUAACAUACGAAGCAAGAUUAUUGAAAGCAUUGUUAUUGGAAAUAAUUGAAAAUUGAAUUUUCUUUUUUCCACCUGAAUUGUAUUCAUUUUUAUUUUUUACUUUUACAAAAAUUGAUUGUGUUAAGGCCACUACCACCAGCCAACAUCAUGUGUGUGAAUUGUAAAAAUAAUGAAUCCAAAAAA